UCUCAUCAACAAUACAAACGUCCUCUACGACGGCCACCUACACGUUGGGCGGACGUAUCGCGGUAUGAAACUCGCACGCGCCGCCAUACGCGAAUAAAACCACCACCAUGGACGACAAUUGCGAGGGAACGAAACGAAUGGCAAACGUGCUGGGUCUGCACAACUCGUGAGGACGGACCAUCCAAGUAUCCAAGUAAGUAUACCACUACUGUUGUAUUUCACAUCUCGCUCACCAUAUUACGCCACCACCCUAUAGCAGAGCUACCAUCUUCUCUCAAUUGUCACCCCUCGCAAAUCAUCUUGACAUCGGUUAUUCAUUGCACAAUAGAAAACUCAACCAGCUGCGUUAUUUAUCACGUACUACAGAUGCUUAAAGUGAGAAAUUUUCAACGCAGGCGUCGUGUUCUGGGUGCCGGGCUGCGAUGUACAGCGGGAAAAUUCAUCCGUCCAGCAGAGCCUUCCAAGCUUAGGAGCUCGGUGUUUCCAACAGGAAGCCCAGAUAAGAGCAAAUCAGUACCGGGAUACACCAUUGUCUUCGUACAAAUCUAG
Messenger RNA from Angiostrongylus costaricensis, 549 nucleotides. Lineage: Eukaryota; Metazoa; Nematoda; Chromadorea; Rhabditida; Metastrongylidae. The record is from the annotation of a GenBank genome assembly.